GUGUGUUCUUUUUGCUUUUAUUUUGCAGAUGUUUUCAGCUCUACUAUGUGGUCGGAUCUUCGGGCUGCGGUUCCCCAGGGAUCCAGUGCUUUACAAUCCCUUGCAAGUUCUCUUCCGGAUGUUGCGUUGGCUAGCAGAGCACCCAGUACUUCCUCCAAAUAUGUUUCUUCUUACAACAGAUGGAGGUCUUGGGCACGAGAAUAUGGCUUGACAGUUUUUCCUGCUUCUCCGUUUCACUUUGCUAUUUAUUUGCGUCAUUUGAUGACUGAGGCGAAGACAGCAGCUCCCCUGGAGUCUGCAGUUCACAGCAUUGCCUGGUUUCACCAGCUGGUGAAAAGUACUCUUGCCGGUGCGCAGCGCCGUUUGCUGGCCCAUCAAACGACCAAGAAGGAGCCUAUCACAGUCUCUCAGUUAGAGCAGUUAGUUGCCUCCAAGGCGGACUUAAUGGCCUCUUUGUAUAAUAUUCGUUCGGUUGUUAUUUGCUUACUAGCUUUUGCUGCAUUUCUCAGAUUUGAUGAGCUAGCUUGCUAA
Messenger RNA from Porites evermanni, 531 nucleotides. The record is from the annotation of a GenBank genome assembly. Lineage: Eukaryota; Metazoa; Cnidaria; Anthozoa; Scleractinia; Poritidae.